AUGCGCCUCUUUUCUCCCGCCCUAGCAGCGCUUGCUGCCUCCGCCUCUAUCCCGCUUGCACUCUGCUCUGCUCCGACGCCCCUUCACGAAGCCGGUCGAUGCGCCAUCCGUGGCCACUGUGGAAAACAGGGCUUCUUCGGCUCUGAUCUACCCUGUCCGGACAAUGGAAAGGCCGAGUCGCCCUCGGACGUGGUGCGCGAAAAGCUGGUCAAUCUAUGCGGGGCGAAAUGGCAAGACACCGACGUCUGUUGCAACGAGGAGCAAGUGGAUGCCCUGCAAAAGAACCUGAAACUGGCUGAACGAAUCAUCGCGUCGUGUCCUGCGUGCAAGGAGAAUUUCUUCAACAUAUUCUGCACCUUUACCUGCUCUCCUGAUCAAUCGUUGUUCGUCAACGUCACCGAUAUCGGCAAAGCUUCUAAUGGCAAGGAUGUGGUCACCGAGCUGGAUAAUAUAUGGUCAAAAGACUACCAGAGUGGCUUCUAUGACAGCUGUAAGGAGGUCAAGAAUGGCGCGAGUGGUGGCAAGGCUAUGAGUUUCAUCGGAGGUGGCGCAACCAACUAUACCGAGUUUCUCAAGUUCCUGGGUGACAAGAAGUUACUGGGCAGCCCGUUCCAGAUCAACUUCCCCGAGGAGCCCCGGGCUGGAAACAACCAGGGUAUGGAGGCCUCUGACCCUCGUGUCUAUGCCUGCAACGACACCGAUCCCAAGUUUCGCUGCAGCUGCGUCGACUGCCCAGAGGUUUGCCCAACUCUAGAGCCGGUCAGUUCAGUUAAUUACUGUCAUGUCGGAAAGCUUCCGUGUCUCUCUUUCGCCGUCAUCAUCAUCUACUCGAUCGGCCUGCUACUCCUUGUUGUGGCUAUUUCCGGACAUGUGGCGUAUCAACGACAUAAGAAGUGGAAGAGCGAGAGGCUUCAGCUGCUGCAGGAUUCCGCUCCGAGCGACGACGAGGACGAGGGCGAGCUGGUCAACAAUGCGGGCAUUCUUGACCGGCCACAGAGAAACUAUUACCUCAAUCAGAUCUUGGACCAGGCGUUCCAUGCACUGGGCGGAUUCUGCGCCCGCUACCCAGCCUUGACCAUUGGGACAAACAUUGUCGUGAUUGGACUGCUCAGUCUUGGAUGGCUCAGAUUCGAGGUCGAGAGGGAUCCAGUCCGUUUGUGGGUCAGCCCGAGCUCGGAUGCAGCGCAAGAGAAAGCCUUCUUCGACGAGAACUUCGGCCCAUUCUACAGGACAGAGCAAGCUUUUCUCGUCAAUGAUUCGUCCCCAGACAGCACCGUCUUGAGCUACGACACGCUCGACUGGUGGUUCGACGUUGAACAGCGCAUUUCACGCAUGAUGUCCCCUGAGCAGGGGAUCCAACUGGACGACGUGUGUUUCAAGCCCACGGGUUCUGCCUGUGUGGUCCAAUCUGUGAGCGGAUGGUUCGGCGCUGGCUUGAUGGAUGACUGGAAAGCACAAAUCGAGCAUUGUGCAGCCCAUCCCGGUGACCAGAUGUGCCUCCCCGAAUUCAUGGACCCUCUCCAGCCGGGACGAGUUCUUGGUGGUUACGCAAGUAUUGACGAUGUCGCCGAAGCAAAGGCACUGAUCACGACAUGGGUGGUCAAUAAUGAUCAGCCCGGUACCGAGGCGGAGGCUAGGGCUGAGGAAUGGGAGCGAGCUCUCAAGCAUGACUUGCUCAUUUACCAAGAAUCAGCCAAAGCACGCGGCCUGCGCCUCUCCUUCAACACCGAGAUCAGUCUCGAGGAGGAGCUCAACAAGUCGACCAACACCGAUGCCAAAAUUGUCGCCAUCAGCUAUGUUGUCAUGUUCAUUUACGCCUCCCUUUCUCUGGGCUCGACAACGCUGUCCCUGAGGUCGCUUCUUAGUAACCCCGCCAAUGCGUUUGUUCAAUCUAAAUUCACUCUGGGUGUUGCCGGCAUCCUGAUCGUACUGAUGUCAGUCUCUGGAUCGGUCGGCCUCUUUUCUGCGGCAGGGGUUAAAGUCACGCUUAUCAUUGCCGAAGUCAUUCCAUUCUUGGUUCUCGCUGUUGGCGUGGACAACAUCUUCUUGAUUGUCCACGAGUUCGAACGUGUCAAUGUCAGCCACCCAGACGAAGAGAUUGAUGUGCGUGUUGCAAAAGCCCUGGGCAGAAUGGGACCCAGCAUUCUCCUGUCGGCUUCCACCGAGACGAUUGCCUUCGCGAUGGGGGCAUUUGUGGGAAUGCCCGCAGUCAAGAACUUCGCGGCAUACGCCGCAGGUGCUGUAUUCAUCAAUGCGCUGUUGCAGGUCACCAUGUUUGUUUCUGUCUUAGCGCUUAAUCAAAGAAGAGUCGAGAGUCUCCGGUCAGACUGUUUUCCUUGUGUCACAGUUCGGGGAGCCAAUUCAACGGGCAUGCCUGGUGGCCAUUUCUUUGGCAGUGACGAGGAAGGCUGGCUGCAACGGUUCAUCCGCAAAGUCUAUGCACCAGGUCUGUUGGACAAAAAGGUCAAGACGUUGGUUGUUACCUUUUUUGUAACCCUCUUCGCCGCCGGGGUUGCACUCAUACCGAGAGUGCAACUUGGACUCGAUCAGCGCAUCGCCCUCCCUGAGGAUUCCUACAUGAUCCAGUAUUUCAACGACCUUUAUGACUAUUUUGGAUCUGGACCACCGGUAUAUUUUGUCACCCGACAUCUCAACGUGACGGCGAGGGAGCACCAGCAGGAACUCUGCGGCAGAUUCACCACUUGCGACGAGUAUUCGCUGGCGUAUAUUCUAGAGCAAGAGUCGAAGCGUCCGAAUGUCAGCUAUAUCAACUCUGCCACCGCCAGCUGGAUCGAUGACUUUUUCUACUGGCUCAACCCAAUUUCGGAUUGUUGCAAGGAUGAAAACGGCGACACCUGCUUCGGCGAAGAUGACUGGAAUGUCACCCUCUCAGGCAUGCCUGAAGGGGAUGAGUUUGUCUAUUAUGCUAAGAAGUGGGUUCACGCUCCAACCGAUGAGGAAUGUCCCAACGGAGGACAGGCCGCUUACUCGAACGCCGUGGUCAUCGACAAGGAUCAUGUCGACAUCCCGGCAAGUCAUUUCCGAACAUUCCACACACCUCUGCAAGGCCAAGCCGAUUUUAUCAAUUCCUAUGCCGCAGCCAGGCGGAUAUCAGAUGAUAUUUCCGCACGCCACAAUAUCGACGUGUUCCCUUACAGCAAACACUAUAUUUUCUUCGAUCAGUAUAGCAGCAUUGUUCGCCUGACUGCGACACUUCUCUGUGUGGCUGUUGCGAUCAUUUUUGUCAUUUCUUCAUUGUUGCUGGGCUCGCUACUGACGGGAAUCAUUGUGGCGGGGACGGUCGUCAUGAUCGUGGUGGAUAUCAUCGGUGUCAUGGCGGUGGCUGGUGUCUCCCUCAAUGCCGUGUCGCUUGUGAACUUGGUUAUUUCCGUGGGCAUUGGUGUCGAGUUUUGUGCACACAUUGCCCGGGCGUUCAUGUUCCCCAGCAAGUCGAUCAUGGAGCGAGCAAGGCACAAGUUCCGAGCCAGGGACAUUCGGGCGUGGACAGCAUUGGUGAAUGUGGGCGGGAGCGUCUUCAGCGGCAUCACCAUCACAAAGUUUGUGGGCGUGGUUGUGCUGGCAUUCACCAGGAGUAAGAUCUUUGAGGUGUAUUACUUUCGCAUUUGGCUGGCGCUUGUGAUUCUCGCGAGCAGCCACGCGCUGGUGUUUUUACCCGUGGCGUUGAGUUUCUUCGGCGGUGACGGCUACAUUGAUCCCGAGAGCGAAGGAGGGCUGGAAGAGGACCUCGCCAGUCGACGAUACCGGAGCCUGCUCCCCGAUGACGAUUACUACGAUUCAGAGGAUGAGUGA
Molecule: messenger RNA, 3810 nt
Organism: Fonsecaea nubica
Lineage: Eukaryota; Fungi; Ascomycota; Eurotiomycetes; Chaetothyriales; Herpotrichiellaceae
Exons: 2
Coding region: 1-3810 (1269 amino acids)
Cellular component (GO): membrane
Molecular function (GO): lipid carrier activity
Source: RefSeq, a predicted model, not a curated record